Messenger RNA from Phragmites australis (common reed), 1751 nucleotides. Its product is annotated as protein SOB FIVE-LIKE 4-like. The transcript has a single exon. Gene Ontology annotation, biological process: cytokinin biosynthetic process. The record is from RefSeq and is a predicted model, not a curated record. Bases 732 to 1226 code for a protein of 164 amino acids. NCBI's taxonomy places the organism in Eukaryota, Viridiplantae, Streptophyta, Magnoliopsida, Poales, Poaceae.
CUCACGUGCCCAAGCCAUAGACGAUUCAGCCAUUGCCUUGUGAACUUGUGUCACAACCAGAGGAGCCGGCCAGACUAGGCUACCACCAUGAGCCACCGCCACAUGGGCAACCCAAGGGAAAGGCCUGUCACACUGCGUCGGAAACAGGCCUCCUCUUCCUCCUCUCGGCUUGGUGACAAGACAGAGAACAAAAUGGUUGGGAAAGUUAUGAGAGACAGUUGGAGGGAUAGGCUGUCUUUCCCAUUUAAGGACACUGCCGCCCUCUUGCAGCCAUUCUCUCUCUCUCUUUCUCUCUCUCUACACAGGCACAGGGGCGCGCGCACAUACACAAUUACACAUACGCACCCAGCAAAAAUCUUGGCGUUUCUCGCGGUCCUACCCCGUCCUCCCCCUGCAUUCCCUCCCCUCUCCUCUGAAGAAGAAGAUGGCCAGGUGUCAGAGGCUUCAAUGUUCUCCUCAGGUUGUGGGUGUCCAAGAAGCGCAGACGACAAGAGCAAGAACAAUGGCUUCUUCAGCCUUGGAUUGAUGAGGUGCCCAGAGGAAGCAUAAUAAAGGGGAGCAAGCUAGCCAGUGUUCCUCCUCCAAGCUAGUAUUCAUUCUCUCUCAAGCUCAAAGCUCCUCCCUGUCGAGCCUCUUUUUCUUUGCACUGCUAUUCCCUUGGCUAGCUCUUGUCUAGCCUUCUUGUUUCUCUCUCUCUCUCUCUCUCUCUCUCUCUCUCUCUCUCUCCUGCCAUGGAAUCCUCCUCCCAUAUCACUGGGGAUGCUGGCGAUGAGGGCUGCAACAGCAGCGAGUCUGGGUGGACAAUGUACCUGGCCUCACCCAUGCAUGGUGAUGAUAGUGGCGGCGGGAAAGGAAGUGGCAGUGAAGGAAGCAGUGUGGAUGAUGGCUAUGGUUACAUCAGUAACAGGAGAAGUGGCAAGAAGGCGUACGAUGAUUACGCUGAUGCUGACGACGAUGAUUCCCUGGCUUCUGAUGCUUCAACUGGGCCAGCUAAAGUGACGGUGCCUUCCCUGCCGGAAGGAGGCAAAGAAGAAGAUGAAGGCCAUGGAAAGAGCAGCGGCGGCCGCGGUAAGGAAGAGGAGCAAGAAGAAGAUGAGGUGCGUACCAAGUUCUCGACGAGCCCCCGCAAGAAAGCCGGAAAGGCCGAGAAAGGAGGAGAAGGCAAGUCAUUGAGGAGAGGCCAUAGCAAGAGAGGCAGUUCCUCGAGAACAAGCUUCUUCUGGUAAACGACCAAAUCACCAAAUGUAUUAGAAUCACUGUACUACCUGUACUACUACUAGAAUGCCUCAUGCAGCUUUUUGAUUGCUUGCUAAGAUCAAAUCCUUGUUAGGAGCAUGCAUGGAGAUCAAAGGUAAGGCUUUUUUUGGUCCUUUUUUUUUUGCCUUCCAUGGUGUUCUCCCCUCGUUGACCACCCAGUAUUAGGUUUUUUUUCGAAGAACCACCCAGUAUUAGGUUAGCUGCUACCAUGUAAAUCAACUGUAACCUUUGGGUUUUUUUCUUCAAUGCCCUGCUUUUAAUGUUGCUUGCAGAACUUGCAAUCUUCUCCUCUGUUCCUAGAUAUUAAUGAACACUGCUCUAGCUCAGAACCUACUAGUACAUACUGACCAGAUGGAUUUGAGGAUUUCCUCAAGUUAUUGGCACUGAAGCAUGAAUGGAGAUAACAGUAAACAAAAAAAAAUUAAGUCACUUCAAUUGUCUGAACUUCCCUGGUAUCUAUAGUGUCAGGAAUGUGUGUGCAUAUUCUGUGACAA